CAAAGCGACGGCAGCAGUCACAGAGGGAGAGGCAGGGAAGCAUGUUUAUGAACGAGGGAGAGGAGCGGAGUCAGAGGAAGGCAGAGAGAUGCAAUGCUCCAGAGUCUGAGAGGCUGUCUGCUGCAAAACUCUUCUCUCAUUAAACGGCUCGUUGUGUUUCGGGAAGAUCAAGGCAUUGAUGCAUUGCGGGAGCUCGGGAUGCAGUUAGUUCACCUGAGACUCAAGUCUACGGCCAACGACCAAUUUGGACCUCUUGGGAUUAUCACCAACUAAGAAAGCUUUCUCAAAGGAUCUGACAGCUGUACAAACCAAAAGUCGACAGCCUCUGUUGCGUCGCACAAAUUUACCAUAUGCCUCAGAGAAAGAGAUUCUCCAAGAUUUAAGGUGUCGACUUUUACAGCUCACCCUGGAGCCCCAAAAGGCCACCACCAAGCCGUGCCAUUCGACAAGGAGUACUGGAGCCGGCGCGACCUUGGAGCAAUCGUCACCUGAAUCCACCGUGGAGGCACCGAGCAUGUCUCAGUCCAGGGGGCGCUUACACAAUAAAAAAGCCGGCAUUCGGGCUGCAGUGAUCCUGAUUGGACUCCUGCACAAGUCUCGUAAAGCCAAGGAGAAGGAGAAAGAAGAGAGUGAAGGGAAACAGGAACUGUUGAACAUCUCCAGCGUCCCUCUUGGAGAAUGUCCCCCAUCACCACCCCGCACCGCUCCCCCCAGCAUGAAGUCUGCAGAAUUCUUCGAUAUGCUGGAGAGAAUGCAGGUCCCUAAAGUUGAAGAGACCAAAAAAUGGAAGGAUGACUAUAUUCCCUACCCACGGAUAGAAGAUGUCCUAGAGAAAGGUGGCCCGUUUCCCCAGGUAAUCUUGCCGCAGUUUGGUGGCUACUGGAUUGAGGAUGUGGAGGCGCCAGCCGGGACACCCUCCUCUUCAGAGUCCAGUUUCUGUGAAGAAGAGGUUGGUGGAGAAGGCAUGAGUCCCGGUGAGGGACACAGCUACCGUCUGGAGUGCAACAGCACAGCCAGAGCCUACAGUAAACACUUCCUGGGCAAGGAGCACAUGAACUAUUACUGCACUGGCAGCAACAAAGGCAACCUCAUCAUGUCUCUGAAAUAUGAAGAGAUUGAAGGCCAAGAAUUAUUGCGCAUCAUGCUCAGGUCAAGGACCAAAACUGUCCAUGAUAGGAUAUCCUUAGCAGGCAUUAACCAGCUUCCCAGUGUACCUCAGAUUGCCAAACUUCUGUGUGACGAUGCCACAGGAUUAAAGUUCAACCCAGUUCUUUACCCUCGAGGAUCUCAGUUGAUUGUAGCUUUCGAUGAGCAUGAGGUCAACAACACCUUCAAAUUUGGGGUGAUCUACCAACAAUUUGGACAGACAUCUGAAGAAGAGUUGUUUGGGAACAAUGAAGAGACUCCAGCUUUCAAGGAGUUUCUUAGUAUACUGGGUGACAACAUUGAACUUCAGGACUUUAAGGGAUUUCGUGGCGGGCUGGAUGUGUCCCAUGGACAGACUGGAACUGAAUCCGUCUACACAAUGUUCAGACAACGGGAGAUUAUGUUCCAUGUGUCAACCAAACUCCCUUUCACUGAUGGCGAUGUCCAGCAGCUUCAGAGGAAAAGGCACAUAGGAAAUGAUAUUGUGGCAGCAGUUUUUCAAGAAGAGUCUACACCCUUUGUUCCUGACAUCAUUGCCUCCAACUUUCUCCAUGCCUACGUGCUGGUCCAGGUUGAGAACCCGUGCACGGAGAACACAACGUACAAGGUAUCUGUGACUGCUAGAGAGGAUGUACCUCCCUUUGGACCCCCUCUCCCGAAUCCAGCUGUCUUUAAAAAGGGCCCCGAGUUCCGAGACUUCCUUUUGACAAAGCUGAUCAAUGCGGAAAAUGCCUGUUACAAAUCUGAUAAGUUUGCCAAACUCGAGGGUCGAACACGAGCUGCAUUGCUUGACAACCUCCACGAUGAGCUUCACCGACAAAGUCAGGCCGCUCUGGGUCUAAACCAAGCAGAAGAAGAGGACAAGCUGGAGAAUGGUGGACAUGGAGGUCUGCUGGAGUCAUUCAAGAGGGCCAUGCGUGUGAGAAGUCACUCAAUGGAGACUGUGGUAGGGUCAAAUCGUCUUCGGAGCCCCGGCGGUGGAGGGGGGGUGCCAGCCAGUUUAAGUGGAGGAGCAAUGCCACAGAGCACCAGUGAAUGUACCAAGAGCACCUACAAUCCUCCAGCAUUGUCAACCAAAUCUUCCAUAAAGAGCCCAGUAAAAAGACGAUCUGGACUCUUCCCUCGACUCCACUCCAGCAUUGAAACUCAAUCCGAAAAAUGCAAUCGAAGUGACCAAAAGGCAACAGAGAUCUGCUCACUGUCCCAGGAAGUCAGGUCGGAGACAUUAUCCAACCCCAGUUCACCUGAGAUCUGCCCUAACAAAGAAAGGCCUUUCAUUAAACUGAAGGACAACACGGGCAGCAAGCUGAACAUCUCUCGGUCUUCAUCAAGCACUAGCAGUUUUAGCAGCAUUACAGGAGAUCCAGAAGCUUUGGAAGACCUAGAGAUAGCCAGUCAUCCCUCCAUAGCAUCAUCCUCUGCCUUCAGCCCUUCAAUCAGCAUCGACAGUCCCGUCUCAGGAACUCCCAUCAUCAUGUCCCGCAGUUCCACAGAUGGGAAGAAUAAGACAUCACCGAGGUCUAACUUGAAGUUCAAAUUUGACAAAAUCAGCCACUCAUCCACAAAUUCAGAGUAACUUGAUGACCAGCCUCGAGAGGGCCCACGUGGGUUGAAUUGAGCUGUGCAAAACAACAACUUCAAAACCAAAUCAUUGUAGAACCACGUCGCUAAGCCACGGGUGAUCCGGCAAGACUCGCAAGAGCACCAGAGUCCCUUAAAAUAACUCUCAAUACUGUGAGUGUAUAGGGCAGAACUGUAUUGUUGGGGUUCUUUUUGACAGACUUUUGGUGGACAGAAAAUAGUUGAUGUUUUACAGACGCUCGCGCAUUUUUGUGGUAAAAUGUUCAUAUCAUUAACAAACCCUGACCAGGCUGUGAUACUGCGAGUGUCGGUGAGCUCGACUCUCCAAAGCUUUUAACAAGUUGUAGUCUGUGUUAGCUGAAGAAUGUACCCAGAUUUAAUGGGAACAUGAGUUAAAAGCUUAGUAAAGGUUUUACUUUUUAGCUUGUCAGCUGCUGGCCAGUUAGGAAGUUAAAGCGCCUGUAAAUGGUCUGGAAACAGAUCCUGUUAAAGUAAAACCAUACUACUUGUGAAGUAUUGGAAGUCUAACGUAUAUUAGUGUUGGAUUAGAGUUUGUCAUGUGUAUGAAAAUUGUUUUUUUUGUAUGGCGUAAUCUUUUGUCACCUUGCUAGGUGCUGCACUAUGAAUGCUGCUGGAAUUCAGUCAACCCAUGUAAUAGUAUUUCUGUUUUUGUCAGGAUGUCAAAUUCCAAAUUUGAUGUGCUUGUUUUGAUGAAAAAUUAUGUGCAGUACAUGGUACUGCAUGAAUAUUUCACCAAGAUUUUAUUUUCUUCUUAUACUUUAGCGGUGUAUUACUUUCAUUUCGUGUCAGGGCAAAAUUACCGCACAUUGUUUUUUUUUCUAAACAGACUUUCGUACUUCAGUAUGCUAAACAAAAACAUUUCACCUCCUAGAGAGGCUUGCUAGAUCACCCACGUGUGUACUCUGUGUAUGAUAAAUAUUUUCUUGUCAUGACUUGAUGACUUGAAAAGACUGAAUUACCUUUAAACCAGUUCUGGCAAAAACACACUGAAUGUGAACUUGAAAUUGUUGUUGCUGCUUUUUGUAUGCCGUCCAUUAGAUGUACAAUGCAAAGGUACAGUAGUUGCAUACAUGCACAGAAAGGCUAGACUAGUUUAAAAUAUGGCAUGAUGGUCUCAAUUUGACAAAAGGGAGUGAUGAAAAAAAUGAAUAUCCAUACUGGCUAGGAUUAUUGUAAUUCUAGUUGUGAAGAAACGUUCCUUUGACAGAAUAUUUUUUUUAGAAAUCAUUUUUAUUUAUAAACUGAGGGGGAAAUGGAUUUUUAAUGAUUAUCUGGAGAAAAGAGAAUAGGCACAAAUAAGAAUGGAUACAAGUUAGAAUAGUAUUUGUCAUUGAGUUUGCAGCAGCCUUAAUGCCUUGCAUCCCUUUCACUGUCAUAUUAAUUAAUUUAUUCAAAGAUAUUUUUUGAGCAAUGUAUAAAACUAACGGAAGGGUACAAAAGCAAAUGAAAUGACAUGAUGGGAGAAGAUAUAUGAAUUUCAAAGCUGUCUAAAGAUGUAAAUGUAUAUUUCAUUACGUAAUGUGCUGCUGGAAAAUUUAUUCAACAAAUAAAAUGUAUUUUGUGUGA
This is a messenger RNA of Hippocampus zosterae (dwarf seahorse), 4314 nucleotides long. It is a transcript of the gene rap1gap2a, whose product is annotated as RAP1 GTPase activating protein 2a. Gene Ontology annotation, cellular component: cytoplasm; plasma membrane. Lineage: Eukaryota; Metazoa; Chordata; Actinopteri; Syngnathiformes; Syngnathidae. The transcript has 23 exons. The record is from RefSeq and is a predicted model, not a curated record. Gene Ontology annotation, molecular function: GTPase activator activity. Gene Ontology annotation, biological process: activation of GTPase activity; regulation of small GTPase mediated signal transduction. Bases 515 to 2722 code for a protein of 735 amino acids.